Phragmites australis (common reed) is the source of this 2758-nucleotide messenger RNA. RefSeq names its product probable beta-D-xylosidase 7. Gene Ontology annotation, biological process: xylan catabolic process; arabinan catabolic process. The record is from RefSeq and is a predicted model, not a curated record. Gene Ontology annotation, molecular function: alpha-L-arabinofuranosidase activity; xylan 1,4-beta-xylosidase activity. NCBI's taxonomy places the organism in Eukaryota, Viridiplantae, Streptophyta, Magnoliopsida, Poales, Poaceae. Gene Ontology annotation, cellular component: plant-type cell wall. The transcript is spliced from 3 exons. The coding region runs from base 35 to 2371 and encodes 778 amino acids.
UUCUCUCCCUCCUAGCUAGCUUCCCUCGAUCGCCAUGGGCACCUUGUCCUGCCACAACGCUGGCAUGGAGAUGCUGCUGGUGCUGCUGCUGAUGCCAGCAUUGUUGUCACGGGUGACAAUGGCGAGCGACCCGCCGUUCUCGUGUGGCCCAUCGUCGCCGUCGCGGGGCUACCCAUUCUGCGACGCGUCGCUCCCCGUGUCCCGGCGCGCGGCGGACCUGGUGUCCCGGCUGACGGUGGCGGAGAAGGUGUCGCAGCUGGGCGACGAGGCGCCGGGCGUGCCGCGGCUGGGCGUGCCGGGGUACAAGUGGUGGUCGGAGGGGCUGCACGGGCUCGCCUACUGGGGCCACGGCAUGCGGUUCAACGGCACCGUCGGCGGCGUCACCAGCUUUCCGCAGGUGCUGCUCACGGCCUCCGCGUUUGAUGACGGCCUCUGGUUCCGCAUCGGCCAGGCGAUUGGCCGGGAGGCCCGGGCGUUGUACAACCUGGGCCAGGCGGACGGGCUCACCAUCUGGUCCCCCAACGUGAAUAUCUUCAGGGACCCGCGCUGGGGCCGUGGACAGGAGACCCCCGGCGAAGACCCCGCCACGGCCAGCAAGUACGCCGUCGCCUUCGUCAGGGGCCUCCAGGGCAGCUCAGCAGUUGGCGCGGGGGCGCCGCUGCAGGCCUCCGCGUGCUGCAAGCACGCCACCGCGUACGAUCUCGAGGACUGGAAUGGCGUGGCGCGCUACAACUUUGACGCCAAGGUGACGGUGCAAGACCUGGCGGACACGUUCAACCCCCCAUUCCAGAGCUGCGUGGUGGACGGGAAGGCCAGCUGCGUCAUGUGCGCCUACACGGGGAUCAACGGUGUCCCGGCCUGCGCCAGCUCUGACCUCCUCACGAAGACCUUCAGGGGGGACUGGGGCUUGGACGGGUACGUCUCGUCAGACUGCGACGCAGUGGCCAUCAUGCGCGACGCGCAGCGGUACGCGCCCACGCCGGAGGACACCGUCGCUGUGGCCCUCAAGGCUGGUCUGGACCUGAACUGCGGCACCUACACACAGGAGCACGGUAUGGCCGCGCUCCAGCAGGGGAAAAUGACUGAGCAGGACGUCGACAAGGCCCUCAUCAACCUCUUCUCCAUCCGGAUGCGGCUCGGCCACUUCGACGGCGACCCCCGGGGUAGCGCCCCUUACGGCGGUCUUGGCGCCGCCGACGUGUGCACGGCUGAUCACAAGAACCUCGCCCUUGAGGCGGCGCAGGACGGCAUCGUCCUGCUCAAGAACGACGCGGGCAUUCUCCCGCUCGACCGCUCCGCGGUCGGCUCCGCCGCCGCCAUCGGCCACAACGCCAACGACCCGCUCGCGCUGAUCGGCAACUACUUCGGCCCACCGUGCGAGUCAACGACGCCGCUGAAGGGGCUCCAGAGUUACGUGAACAACGUGAGGUUUCUCGCCGGGUGUGACACGGCGGCCUGCAACUUUGCCGGGACGGGCCAGGCGGUCGCGCUGUCGAGCUCGGCGGACUACGUGUUCCUGUUCAUGGGGCUGAGCCAGGAGCAGGAGAAGGAAGGGCUCGACAGGACGAGCCUGCUGCUCCCGGGCAACCAGCAGAGCCUCAUCACCGCCGUCGCAAGCGCGGCGAAGGGGCCCGUGAUCCUUGUGCUCCUCACCGGCGGCCCGGUAGACAUCACGUUCGCGCAGACGAACCCCAAGAUUGGUGCCAUCCUCUGGGCCGGGUACCCUGGCCAGGCCGGGGGUCUCGCCAUUGCCAGAGUCCUCUUCGGCGACCACAACCCCAGCGGUAGGCUGCCGGUGACGUGGUACCCUGAGGAGUUCACCAAGGUGCCCAUGACGGACAUGCGGAUGCGCGCCGACCCGGCCACCGGCUACCCCGGCCGGAGCUAUCGCUUCUACCAGGGCAGGACCAUCUACAAGUUCGGCUACGGCCUCAGCUACUCCAAGUUCUCGCGCCGGCUAGUCACCGGCAGCAAGAACCCGGCGCCCAGCGCAAACCUACUCGCUGGCCUUACAGCGACAUCGGAAGACACCACAAGCUACUACCACGUGGACGAGAUUGGCGCCGACGGGUGUGAGCAGCUCAAGUUCCCGGCCGAGGUCGAGGUGAAGAACCACGGCCCCAUGGACGGCAAGCACUCGGUGCUCAUGUUCCUACGGUGGCCUAACAAGACCGACGGCCGGCCGGCGAACCAGCUGAUCGGGUUCAGGAGCCAGCACCUCAAGGCAGGGGAGAAGGCCAGCGUCAGGUUCGACGUCAGCCCGUGCGAGCACUUUAGCCGGGCGAGGGAGGACGGCAGGAAGGUGAUCGACCGAGGGCCUCAUUUCCUAAUGGUUGACAAGGACGAGUGGGAGAUCAGUUUUGAAGCAUGAAUUGCAGAUGGCAGGAAAUGAACUACAGUUUACAGGUGGGAGCAGUGCAAUUCCUUGGAUACAUAGUAACAGAAAUUCACCAGAUGACACAGCAACUGUUGCGUAAUUUAUAACUCAUAGUUGCCUUAAAAAAUUGAGGUUUUUUAUAAGUGAUUUAUCAAUAAGCAUAUUUACCUAUCAAAUGUAACCAUGUUUACUGGUCAAGUGUAGCUAAAUUAUAAUUCUUUCAAUAAAAUGAUGGAUGUCUUUGAAGUGGGAAAAUAUGACAUGUAUGGGUAAAAGUAGUUAAAUUUAAACCAAAAUUUUCAAAUGUUUUUAUAGCAUUUGAAUUUCUAGGAUUCAAAAAUUAAUUAAGUUCUUAUUUUGCUAGUGUAUUGUUAGUCAUAC